GUGAUCGCCGUCUGUGCACGGGAUUUGCAGCUGGGCCUUUUUUGCGACCCUGGAAACAUGUGUUGCCAUGGCGGUGUGGGGAAGAGAAAGUGGGAAGAGCAUGGGCAUGGGCAUGGGCAUGGACAUGGGCAUGGGCAGCUCUUCGAUACGGACAUGUGCGCAUGGUACUGUGCCAUUUACUACUAUGUACUAUGUGUACAUGUAUGUACACGUGUAUGGACGUACGUACACGUGUAUAUUGGAUAUCUGGAUGCAUCAUAGUACAUACAUUUAUACAUGCUAUAAUACUCACACAUACAGGUACAUACGUAUGUACCACGCCUGAUGCUACCUACUACAUUUGCAAUUACCACUGAUACUACUACGUCAAA
Messenger RNA from Bipolaris sorokiniana ND90Pr, 371 nucleotides. RefSeq lists its product as uncharacterized. Bases 68 to 325 code for a protein of 85 amino acids. The transcript has a single exon. The record is from RefSeq and is a predicted model, not a curated record. NCBI's taxonomy places the organism in Eukaryota, Fungi, Ascomycota, Dothideomycetes, Pleosporales, Pleosporaceae.